AUGCUUCGACAGUUACCCGAGGAAGCAAAAUCAUACCUCUUGAAGAUUAUUAAUAAAAUCUGGGAUACUGGAAAUCAUUUAUCUUCCCCAUUCAAACUAGAAGAAGGUGUUCCACAGGGGAGCGUGCUAAGUGUAACUUGUUUUACUGUUGCCAUUGAUAGAGUCAUCAAAGAAAUUUCAAAUCCUGUACGGGCCUCACUUUUUGUUGAUGAUCUAGCUAUUUAUUGCACUGCAUAUGAUGCUGAAUUGGCUUGCAAGUAUUUACAAAAAUCCAUCGACUCUCUCUGUCGAUGGGCAAAACAAAAUGGUUUUAGGCUCUCUACCAGUAAGACAGUUGCUGUUCACUUUACAAGGAGUAGACGUCAAGAAGUUGUACCAAAUUUGAAACUUGAUGGGUCUGUUCUACCAUAUGCGGAUGAUGUCAAGUUCUUAGGAAUGAUUUUUGAUUCCAAACUCACAUGGUUUAAGCAUAUUGAAAAUUUAAAGUGCAAAGUAAAGAAAUCUCUCAAUCUUCUGAAAGUGGUCUGUGGCUUUAACUGGGGUGCAGAUAAGAAAACUUUGCUACUACUAUAUGAUGCAUUAUGUAGAUCAAAGUCAGAUUACGGAUGCCAGAUUUAUUCACCAGCUUGCAAAAGUAAACUCCACGAACUUUAUGUAGUCCAAAUGGGUUUACGUAUUUGCUCUGGGGCUUUUCCAACAUCCCCCGUCGAGAGUCUUUAUGUGGAUACGCACCAACUUCCACUUGAUUUACGACGUGAAGAAUUAGGCCUCCGAUACUUGAUGAAGAUAAAAAGUAAUGCUAGCAAUCCAUCAAAAAAGGUUAUUAAUCAACUUGAUGCUAGCAAAUUCAAGCCAAGAUCUUCUGUUCCAUUCCAGAUCCGGCUAAAUGCAUCUGUAAAUGAAAAUUGUAUACUGACUCAGAAUGUUCAUGGAUUGGCCCCUUCCAAAAUUCCACCUUGGUUCAUACCAAAAGCUGAACUGUGCAAGAAAAAUAUAGUAAAAAAGAACACCCCCAAUGUAGAAAUAAAGUCACUGUUUUUAGAACAUGAUGAAGUUCAUAAUAACGUCUAUAAAAUUUAUACAGAUGGCUCAAAGUCAAGCGAGGGAGUAGGUUUAGCUGUGCUCACUGAUAAUUUUUGUACUGUUGCAAAGCUACCUCCAGCUGCUUCAGUAUAUACAACUGAACUAUCUGCUAUUGUAAAAGCCCUAGAUAUAGCAUAUCAUUCAAAUAAGAAGUCUUGUGUCAUAUACUCAGACUGUAAAAGUGCUCUGGAAAGCCUGAACAGUUAUAAUUCUUCCCAUCCUUUAGUACAAAAGGCUCGGGCGUGGCUGUUUCGCAUUUCUUGUAGGCGUAAAACUACAUAUUUGUUGGAUUCCUGGUCAUGUUGGGAUCCCAGGUAA
This is a messenger RNA of Macrobrachium nipponense, 1401 nucleotides long. RefSeq lists its product as uncharacterized. Gene Ontology annotation, molecular function: nucleic acid binding. The transcript has a single exon. NCBI's taxonomy places the organism in Eukaryota, Metazoa, Arthropoda, Malacostraca, Decapoda, Palaemonidae. The coding region runs from base 1 to 1401 and encodes 466 amino acids. The record is from RefSeq and is a predicted model, not a curated record.